Messenger RNA from Amphimedon queenslandica, 1163 nucleotides. Its product is annotated as thymidylate synthase-like. The transcript is spliced from 6 exons. Gene Ontology annotation, molecular function: thymidylate synthase activity. Lineage: Eukaryota; Metazoa; Porifera; Demospongiae; Haplosclerida; Niphatidae. Gene Ontology annotation, biological process: dTMP biosynthetic process. The coding region runs from base 48 to 1010 and encodes 320 amino acids. Gene Ontology annotation, cellular component: cytosol; mitochondrion. The record is from RefSeq and is a predicted model, not a curated record.
GGCGCUCUGAGUCUGAGUCGAGCUCUGAGUUCUAGAUCUGUGUUUUCAUGACAAUGUUGUCUGUUGCUGCUUCUGCAUUAGAAAACAAGCUUGGCACAAAGACAGAGUCAGUGUCUUCUGGAGUCUUGCCUUCACCAGUUACCACGAACCAUGACGAGUGUCAAUAUUUGGAUCUCUGUAGGAGAAUACUAGAAACAGGAAAGGUGAAGGAAGACAGGACAGGAGUAGGCACUAAGAGUAUAUUUGGAGCUCAAAUGAGGUUUGAUUUGCGUGACCAGUUCCCACUGCUAACUACAAAGAGAGUGUUCUGGAGAGGUGUGGCUGAGGAGCUCCUUUGGUUCAUCUCGGGAUGCACUAAUGCCAAGAAACUGCAAGAAAAGAACAUCCAUAUUUGGGACGCUAAUGGAUCAAAAGACUUUCUUCACAAACAAGGACUUGGUCAUCGUGAAGAAGGUGAUCUAGGUCCUGUCUACGGGUUUCAAUGGCGCCACUUUGGAGCCCAAUACAGUGACAUGCAUUUUGAUUACGAUGGGCAAGGUGUAGAUCAAUUAGCUCAGGUCAUACACACGAUAAAGACCAACCCGUCUUGUCGCCGUAUCAUAAUGUCCGCAUGGAAUCCUGUGGAUAUACCUGAGAUGGCUCUGCCCCCGUGCCAUGCCUUUGUGCAGUUUUAUGUCAGUGAUGGUGAGCUCUCGUGUCAGUUGUAUCAAAGAUCAGGAGAUAUGGGUUUAGGGGUUCCUUUUAACAUAGCUAGCUAUUCUCUUCUUACAUACAUGAUUGCCCAUGUUUGUGAUUUAAAGCCUGGGGAUUUCGUUCAUACACUGGGCGAUGCUCACAUUUAUCUCAAUCACAUUGAGCCACUCAAGGAACAACUUACAAGAACACCACGAGCUUUCCCAACACUAACCAUAGACAGGGAAGUGAAGAACAUUGAUGAUUUUAAGUUUGAGGACUUCUCUUUGACUGGCUACAAGCCUUAUCCAAAAAUAUCCAUGGCAUUAGCAGUCUGAAACAUCACAGUCGUAUAUACUCGUGCAUGCAUUUUGGGUACAUUUUAUCUCUGAUGUUGAUUUGAUGGCAUCAUCAUAGUUAUUUGUUAUGACACUUAUUGUUAAUUAAUUUUUUUUGAACGAAUGAAAGACAACAUGUUAAGAAAACACAAA